AGUCCGCAUCAAAUAAUGGAAAUCCUGCAUACACGGUUCAGUUCUUGGACACCAAUUGAAAACAAAUCACUUAACAAUCAGCUUUAUCAGGAAAGAAUCAACUUGUAAGCCACUGGUUGUGACUUGUAGACAGACAAACAACGCAAGCAAUUUCUCUCUUGAUAUUGAACCAGUGCAAUACCGUCACAGCUGAAGUUCUCUGCCUGGUUGUUGGAUGGAAAUAUCCCACUGACUCAUGUUGAUUUCACCACUCUGCUGCCGCGUUUCAUAUCUCUCUAUAUAUUCUCCUUUCUCAGUCCAAGGGAACUUUGUGCUGCAGCCCAUCAUUGGCACUGGAAAUUUUUAACUGAACAGGACUGUCUGUGGAUGCCAAAAUGCCUUAGGUUAGGAUGGUUUCUUCCAUAUGUUCCUGAAAAGAAUGAAUAUGGCGCUUGGAAGCGAUACUAUAUUGCCUGUGCAACCAGCCUGGAAUAUUUAACUCCUAGGAGAAUUGCAUACCACAGCACCACUAGUGACCUCAAAACAAAAAUUGAAGAGCAAGAGGAAAGAUGGCAAGCAAAAUGUCUUACGAAAUUUAUUCGAGGAGAACUGGCAGUAUGCAAAAAGGAAUUAUUCAAAGCUCGUCCACCUUGGAUAAGUGGAACCCGGAGCUCAGGAUUUUACAAGUCUGGAUUUCCACCAGAUUUAUCCCAAUCUGUCUAUGACAAGGCUAAAUUAUCAGCCAAAUUAUUAAUGAAGAUUUUGUCAGCCUGUUUCCCAAGGGUACCCAAUGGGAUGCAUUCACUCCAUCCACACCUGGUCUUAAUAUCCUCCCACCUUCCUGCAUAUGAGAUGGUUGUGGACAGUGUAAAGCUUGGCGUGGUUCUGGUAGUGUAUGAACAUACUGGGACCACACUGGAAAGCCUUAUUCAUUCAGUAGAAAGGGCCUUGGAUGGCCAAAUAGCAAAGAGUAUUGGGAUAAUUAGUGAUGGCGAUUCCAGAGAGAUUAACUUGCUUCAAGGUUACAAAAUCAAUGCCCCAAAUCUUCUUAAACCUGAGGUGAGAGAGUUUUGGAAGCGCUUAAAAAGUUGCAUUAUCUCACCAGAAGAAGGUGGAAGCAUAGACCUCUUUGUUCCUCUGGCAGCUUCAGAGGCAGGAAAAGAGAUCCUUUCACAGCUGACUCAUCUAACUGGAGCAUUCUUCAGGACUCCCACAGGAAUAGCUACCGGGUCUUAUCAACACAGUAGUCUCAGUGAAUGGCUGGGACAUCAGAAAGAAACCUCUCCGUUUCUCUAUCUCACUGGUAAACUGCAAAUAUGGCUCAGAUUCACCGAGCUGCUGGAAGAGGCACUGGAUGUUGUCAGGCAAAAAGCUGAAUCCAUUUUUUUUGAUUUGCAAAAGAACAUGGCUGGCAAAAUUCUUGGUCAAAUUAUGUUUAAUACUAUGAGUUGGUCCAAUAUUCAAGACAAUGAAGGAAUAAUCCAGAUUUUGGCUAAUGGAUUAGUGAACUCUCAAGAAGGAAACCAUGAAAAACCCCUGGAAUUUCUAUCAUCUUUCCUCAUGAAGAAAUGUAAGAAUGGAGAACUUGGAGACCAGGAUCUCUUGACCAAGGGCACUUCAGAAUCAGGAUUUGAUGUGCUACUUAAGAUAGAUGAACCUCAAGAUGUGAUAGAGAAGCGCCAAAGCUUUGCCAGAGAACUUCUCUUGAGUGAGGAAAACUACGUGCACAUUCUGGAAAUUGUGAAAGAUGUCUAUGUUAAACCAUUAAAAGCAGCAUUGGCAUCCCAUCAGGCCAUCUUAAGUGAUAUAAGUAUUCCACUCAUCUUUUCUGAUGUCUUGGACAUUUUACAAGUAAACAGGUGUUUUUUAGCUGAGUUAACACGAAGGCUUAAUGCAUGGAGCCCUGCCCAAAACGUAGGAGACAUAUUCAUUAAGUUGGGCCAGCAGUUUCAAACCUAUGCAAAUUUUUUCAACAACUAUGCAGUGAUUCUGAAAACUAUCGAUAAGUGCCGAGAAACUAUUCCAGUAUUCCGUGCUUUCUUGAAGACACAUGAUCGGACUGUGGUUACCACCAUGAGAAGCUUACAAGAACUUCUGCUCUGCCCUGCUAAGUACAAAGAAUACAUCACUCUCCUCUGUGCUCUUAGACUUCACACUCCUCAAGAACACACUGACCACGAAGACUUGGCCACUGCAAUUAAACAAAUGAAACAACUCAGUGCUUACAUAGACCAGUUGAAACUGAAUGUGGACAGAAAUGAUCAGCUGUUAAGUGUGCAACAAUGCAUCCAAGGAGGUCCUCAGUUACUGAAAGCCAGUAGAUACCUAAUUAUGGUGCAAGAUGUGGCCCAGCUAAAUUGUUCUCAGAGAAUGAAUUUGCCAUUCAGGUUGUAUGAGCAUACCCACGAUCUUAGGCUUUUCCUGUUCAAUGACAUCCGUAUUUCACAAUGCAACAUCUCCUAUAAGCCCUUUGAACGAAUUCCCAAGGUCACGUACCAGUUUUUGACUACAAUCAUGCUCCAUCAGCUCCAGAUUGAAGACAUUCCAGAUUCUAAAUAUAUCAAGAAUGCUUUACUUUUACAAGGGCCCAAGCAGCAAUGGAUUUGUUCUACAGAUGAAGACAAGUUUGGAUGGUUUUCUGCAUUACAAAAAGCAAUCCACUGUAGUAUCAGUGAGCAUGUAAACUGAAUAAGGUAAUCCUCAUUUAGUGACUGCAGUUGGGAUGGAGAACUCAUCAUUAAGAGCCAAGGUGGCGCAGUGGUUAAAUGCAGCACUGCAGGCUACUGCUAGAU
Thamnophis elegans (Western terrestrial garter snake) is the source of this 2771-nucleotide messenger RNA. RefSeq names its product epithelial cell transforming 2 like (gene ECT2L). Gene Ontology annotation, molecular function: guanyl-nucleotide exchange factor activity; protein binding. The record is from RefSeq and is a predicted model, not a curated record. NCBI's taxonomy places the organism in Eukaryota, Metazoa, Chordata, Lepidosauria, Squamata, Natricidae.